Strongylocentrotus purpuratus (purple sea urchin) is the source of this 4564-nucleotide messenger RNA. RefSeq names its product nascent polypeptide-associated complex subunit alpha, muscle-specific form. Gene Ontology annotation, cellular component: membrane. The transcript has 16 exons. NCBI's taxonomy places the organism in Eukaryota, Metazoa, Echinodermata, Echinoidea, Camarodonta, Strongylocentrotidae. The record is from RefSeq and is a predicted model, not a curated record. Bases 384 to 3092 code for a protein of 902 amino acids.
GCCAAUAUCCAUUCAUUGCGAGCGGUUGAAAGUCAGUCUUCUCCCGUUCAGAACAGGAAUUGGAUCCACAGUGUAAAACAGCGUUGCAUUCGAAACGGACCGUUAUGGAAUCAUAACUAGUAUCACUCUUGUCAUUUACACAUUUAAAGUACUGACUAAAUUCUUGUCAUCACACCUUUUUAAGAACCAAGCAUUUGUGGAUAUUCUGAAGAAGCAUGGAAAAGUUGAAUUGCGUAUUGCAGUGCAUGGUGUAUAUAUGAAUGUCCAUGGGCGUAUGCACUUUGAAAGUUUGUUUAUGUUGAGCAGUUGAACUGUUACCACAGGUUGGACUUGGAGUCUGCGAUUUUAUAUUGAAAUCGAACUAUAUUUAUUUCAUAAGAAAGAUGGCAGAAAGGUGCCCAAGAACAAUUAUGAAUUUCUUUCUUCAGUUGAGUGUCAUCAUUUGUGGAUUAGCCGUACUCACACAUGCAGCAGAUGGAGAUGUAAAGCUGCGGGGUGGUGCAGCGAAUUCCGGUCGAGUCGAGGUAGAGUACAACAAGAUAUACGGGACCGUCUGCAUUGACGGAUUCGACAUCGAAAAUGCUGACGUCGUCUGCAAACAACUCGGGUUUCGAGAUGGUGCUCUCAAGGUCGGUGCGGUGGAUGACUUCAGCUUUGCGUCAGGAGCAUCCCUCGACAUCGUCCUUUUCAACGCCAACUGCGUAGGCGAUGAGACCAACAUCGCCAGUUGCCCCGAUGUCACGUGGUCUGGGGGCACUUGUCUCUCAAACAAACCGGCUGCUGUGUUCUGCGCACUGCCCUACUACGAAGGCUGCUACGAGAGCUCAACGCCUGUGGGUUAUACGGACAAUUCCCAAACGCUACAUGGUUUCGUUGAAAUAUGCAGGGUGUUUCAGUACGCCUAUGCUGGCUCUUCACAAGUGAGUGGGGACAAGAAUCGCUGUGGAAACGAUUUGUCGGAGUUUGGUACCCUCGUCGACGACUCGCUCUGCGCUGAAGUGUGUGGGAACGAUCCAUACCAGCUGUGUGGCGGAACGGGAGACUAUCGGGCGGUUUACUCAACUCGUCUUGGGUCCGAAGGUUUCACCCUGACCGGUGCCAGUGGUUCACUGACGUCAUUCAACUACCCAGGUGUGUACAUGUCCAAUGAACGCCAGGAGUGGACAGUAACACUGGGUUCUACGGAACGAGUCCAGAUCACCUUCCCCGCGUUUGAUAUCAAUUCCGGUAACAUCAUCACGAUCUCUGCUGGGGGCAUGAACGAGACAUUCACCUCACGGAGAACAUGGAUAACUGAUCCGAUCUCGUCUUUUACGGUUUGGUUUGAGAGUCCGUCUUCAGGAAACGGGUUCAUUCUGAACUACGAUGUCUAUAUUAUAAGCGCGGCAACAACUGUUUUGCCAGCCCAGUCAACUGCGCAGGAUACAACGACCAUACAACCACCAGCAACAAGCGAUGUUGUAGCAACAACACCACCGAGCCUUGAUACCACCACUUCUGAUUCGACAGCGACAGACCCAGUAACUCAAGGUGGUACCCCGUCACAACCUCCACCACAACCAGUGGUGACAACGAUGCGACAAGCUACCACCGCGGAUGAAAUGGCAACUCCAGCUUCAAACGGCACCUGUCCGGAGAGCGUCGGUGAUAUCGAACGCCAGCUCAGCCGAGACGUCUCCGAUCUUCUCGUUAUCAACACGGGCCGACCAUUACCAUGUCACGGAGCCAUCACGCGUAUUUCCUUCUACGCUGCAACAACCAAUCAAAUCAAUGUCACAUUAUGGCGACGCGCAUCCGGUAAUGCACUGCAGCUCAUCGACAUGACGCAGUUGACCCCCGCAAGAAGUGUCACCUUUGUGUCCGCCUUGUUGCCGCGAUCUUUGGGUUUCGCCCAAGGGGACUUUGUUGGCUUUUCCUCGGAUGACCUGUCGCCGCUGGUUUACUCGGAAAGUGCAUCUGAGGCCACAGAGCAUGAGGUUCAUAGUUUCUCAAACCUAGGAAAUUAUCCAGAACUGCAUUAUGGGAUGAACUUGGAGGUGACAAACUCAUCAGAGGUCAUUGUUUCAAACAGGGUGUAUUCUUGGAAGAUUACAAUCGAGGACCGGCAAUGUAUAUACCCCAGGUUGUCCAACGGCGCGAUUGCACCAGCAGGAACUUCGGCGUUCGUCAACGAUCAAAUCACUAUAACUUGCGAUGCUGGCUUCGCAGCUGCUUUCGACAGAGCGGUAUGCCAGGCCAACGGGACCUUCACGAAUCCGAUUCAGUGCAACAAGUUGUUCGAUGGACUUACUUUCACCCAAUUUGUCAUACUACUUGUUGGUGUUGGAACCCUAUUCUUACUGGUGAUCUUUAGUUUAUGUUGCUACGUGUUGUGCGGCGGCAGUUCCAAGCAUGCCAAGGCAGAAAGGGAUAUCGCAGAUGGCGCUCCUGGUUCCGGUGGCGAUUCUUACCUACUCCCUAUGACCACGCCUCCCAUGAAUGGUCACGAGAAGAAGAACGGUAUCGAAAACACGUCCUUCGUCAACGAAGUCCCGCGCGACAUCGAAAACGGUAAUGUGGCCCCCGUCGAUCCGAACAUGAACGGGAUGAUAGAGAUCGACAUGUCGGAGGAGGAGGUUCCCCAGCAGGUUCCCGAUUCGAAUCCUUCUGCGAUUCCUGAGACACCUAGCGAGCCUAUGGUGCCUGCCGUGGAGACGCCAAACGGACCUGGAGAGCAGAUGACGACACCAGAAAUACCCGAGCCCGAUUAUGACGACGAAGCAAUUCCGCCGCCGCCAUCAAGUCCCCCGCCACCGCCCCCACCAGAGUUUGACGAUUCAGCGCAGUUUAUGCCUCAGUCGCCGACAUUUCCACCUCUCCCUACCCCCGUACGCAUGCAGUAUGAAGAGUAUUCGCCCCCAAUGUCGCCGGCAUUCUCAUUUCCAUCCACAUCUAUUCGGUUAGAAUACGACCAGGAAUCAGUAUCAUCGUGUAGCUCGCCCCCAUCCUUUUUAACCCCGGGGAAUGCAUCAUCUGGAGGUCCUACAAUCGGUGUUCCUGCUCCUCCUCCUCCUCCACCUCCACCACCACCACCACCACCUCUUCCAUCAUAACCAUCUUCAUUACCAUGAAUCCUGUGGACGAUUCGAACGCGGAACAGCCUUCUUCUGUUCUCCAAAACGAAGAAGUUCUCUACUAAAGAUCAUAACAUUUAAUCUGAUUUAACUUAAUACAAACUUACGUUUUAAGACACUUUUCUGUACCCUUUACGAUUAUUUAGCAUCGGGAACAAAUGUUACAUGUGUUUCUAGAAUCGUGUAUAAUUGGGAUUAAUUGGGAGUAUUUUAGGAAAUCUUUAUGGUUUACUUUGAUCUUAUUCCAAUAAGAAACGGUCUCUUCAAUCUAGUGACUUACUUUUCAAAUGUGAUCAGGGCAUCUAUUAACUGCACUGUCUCACUCCCCCUCCCCCUUUCCCCUUGAUUUUAUAUUUGGGAAAGUCACUGUAUUUAAAAAGAAAGAGACGGCGUACAGACAUUUUUUUUCUUUUACGGAAUUAAGCUGAAUUUAAUUUUAUGACUGAAUGUACAAUUGAUGUGUUUAGAUAUAAUACAGACAAUCGAAUUUUUGUAUAUAAUAGAUGUAUACAAGGAUAUUUCAGAACGCAAUUAAAAUUGCUUUUUAAAAUUUGUCAUGUUAUUUCGAAACUUUUUCAUUCAACUUGUAACGAUGAUUUUUUGUUUUAAUUAUUAAAACAAGGAAUAGGAAACGAUUUCGGGUCUUGUAACUAUAUCCUUUCAUACGGUUAUUAUCUAUUCAAGGUUUUAACUAACAGGUAUCAUUGAUGUUCUUAGAAAACCACACAACUCAAAACAGUACUUUUAGAAUGAUAUACCUAAUCCAUUUUAUCAUUAACAAUGAAUGACAUAAAAACUAGCAUGGUAAAUUUAAAAAGUGUAAUUGUGGUACCUUGGAACAAUAGAUUCACAUUAUCAAUCAAACUUGUUAUUAAUUAUUUCAUUCAGCAUGUAAAUAUAUUUUUUAAUCUGUUUUAUACGAAUAAUGAUUUUUUGUAAGUAUACUUAUAUUCACGAGUUGCACUUAACAUGCUUGAUAAGUCAACGCCUCUACUUGUUAAUGGGAUUAAGAUAUUUAUAUAACUAUGUGUGUAUUGUGUCGAAAUAAGAUUAUUUUCUACUGGAAUGACCAAUUUUUAUUUUCAGUGUAUAUUUAUUUAGUAUUUGUAGCUAAAGGUAAAGGGAAUCUUGUAAAUGAACCAGAAUAUUUGUGGGGGUGGCAAUUGCUAUUUACUUUCAAUAAUUUAUAUAUUUCAUAUAUAUACUUGUGGAAAAAAACAUGUGCCAAGUUUAUUCACUUUAUACUGGAGUAUACGCAAAAGGUUAUUAUUUCAAGAAUUGUAUAUCAUUUUUGUAUUCGGAGUUGAACAGAGGAUUCAAUAAUAAAUUGUUAAGAAUUAAUAUUUGGGCGAAUAUAUGCCCAAAGGAUUCCAAACCAUUGACAUGGCUGAAGGCAAAUUAAAUAUGAAUGCAAUACAAAGUGUUUGUAUUUGUAUGCUUUUGUAAGUUCA